Messenger RNA from Hydractinia symbiolongicarpus, 3285 nucleotides. Its product is annotated as myotubularin-related protein 9-like. Gene Ontology annotation, biological process: negative regulation of autophagy. The transcript is spliced from 12 exons. The coding region runs from base 37 to 1683 and encodes 548 amino acids. Lineage: Eukaryota; Metazoa; Cnidaria; Hydrozoa; Anthoathecata; Hydractiniidae. The record is from RefSeq and is a predicted model, not a curated record.
CAUAGCAAGUGUUUUUUGAUUUGUUUCAGGUUUAAAAUGGAAUUUACAGACCUUAUAAAAACUGCAAAAGUUGACAACGUGGUUUUGUGGAGGCCCCACAGUCACAAGAAAGUCACAGGGACUCUUUGUUUGACCAGCCACCAUAUCUUAUUUUCUGACAGAACAUCUGACAAAGAUGAGUUAAUGCUUUUGUAUAUGGCUAUUGAAAGUUUACAGCGCAAAUUGUCUGGAGCAGCUGGAAUUUUGACUAUAUUUUGUAAAGAUUUUGAUACUCUAAAAAUGAAAAUACCAGGACAAGAAGAUGCAUUUAAUGUAGCCGCAUCAAUAGAGGCACUUUCCACUUUUGAGAGUGCAUCCUUGUAUUACCCUUUCUUUUUCAACAAUGUGACUUUUAAAAUCAAAAAUGAUGGUUGGCACUUGUUCAAUCUCCAGGAAGAGUGCAAUAAGAUUAUUAAUGGUUCAGAGGCAUGGAGAGUAUGUGCAGUCAACAUAAACAAUGAGGUUUGUGGGUCAUACCCAAAGUUUGUAGUAGUACCCUCUGCAGCUAACGAUGAGAUAGUAAAAAAAUCGGCGAAGUUUCGACAGAGCGGAAGGUUUCCUGUGGUUUCGUACAUUCACAAAAAUAAGGUUCCAUUACUUCGCAGCUCUCAACCACUUUAUGGCUCAAGCAACAAAAGAUGUAAGGAAGAUGAAAAGCUUCUGUCCUUUGUUCUUUCUGGAUUCUCUGGCAAAGGUCAAAUAGUAGAUACUCGAACAAGUAGUGUUGCCGCAUCUCAAAGAAGUAAAGGAGGUGGUUUCGAAACAAGUCAACAUUAUCCUCAGUGGAUAAGAACGUUUCAAAAUCUUGAACGUCCUUCGUUUCUUGGAGAAAGUAUAAGUCGGUUAUAUGAAGCAUGUAUGGACACCAAGUCUUCGUCGUGGUUGUUGAAGUUAGAUGCAAGUGGAUGGUUAACUUGCGUUGCUGAUUUGCUGAAGGUUGCUUUGAGUGUUGCUAAUUGUAUUUCUCACGAAACACCUGUGUUAGUUCAUGGAGACAGAGGAUCAGACAUUACUCUACAAAUAACCUCACUUACACAGCUUUUAUUGAAUCCAGAAUGCAGAACAGUCACUGGAUUUCAAUCCUUGAUUACAAGAGAGUGGCUUUGGGCAGGUUAUGCAUUUACGGAGAGACAUCUGAAGCUUGGUAUCUCACCAGCACGAAGAAAAGAACACGCUCCAGUCUUUCUUUUGUUUUUAGAUUGCGUGCAUCAAAUAUUACAGCAGUACCCGUCUUCAUUUGAGUUCACUGAAGAUUUACUGCUCCUUUUGGCACAACAUUCUUACUCGUCGGAAUAUGGGACGUUUCUUUUUAACUGCGAGUGGCAAAGAGAACAGUCGAAAGUAGCGGAGAAAACAGUGUCGCUGUGGUCGUUCAUCAACAGGGAGGAGUUCCUUUCUACCAUAAGAAAUCCAAUUUACGAAGAAAACCCGAAGGAGUUGCGACCCUCUGUUGCACCACAAAGUCUCACCUUGUGGUAUGGCAUGUUUGCGAAACAGACUCUCCCAACGGGACCGGACUCGCAGGAAGAAAUCCGUAAGGUCAUCGUAAAUGCUAAAAAAGAAAACAAUGAACUGAAAGAAAGGGCGAGCAACUUGCAAAGUGAAUACGAGAAACUUCGAGCUGCGUACCUCGAAACGUCCUGACCUACAUGCGUAAACUAUUACAUCAACUAUAUGGCGAGUUAAACCGCGUCCUUGCACCCUGUGCACUUUCAGAUCGCGAGAUUGAGUAAAGCGCUUAAAAAUGUGAUUUUGAUGGCAGGUUUUCGCAUGGAUUUCCGUGUGGUUAAUUUUGGCACUAUGUGUCGCUUUCGUGACGUGUGAAACAGCUGAAGUUUCGUGACGUACGAGGAACGAUUUAAAAGAAGUUGGUAACGCAUUGUUGAAUCAAUUAAGAUGGAACAAUAUCUGGUAUUUUGUGAUGAAAUUUGUGUUAUUUCUUGUGUUUUUUGUUUAUUGGAUACGUGACCGUAUGUUUUUAUUGUUUUAUUAUUUUGGUAUCAUUGGAAUAGAGAAGAAUAAAACCACUGCAAAGAGAGACAAAAUUUAUAAUAAAUAAAUAAAUAAGAGUGCUACUUCUUAAACAGUUUUGAUUUUGUUACAAACAUUUUCCAUAUUUCCAAUGCGAGCAAAAAAAAGACUGAAAAAAAAGACUGAUGAUGUGACGCGUUGGUAUUCGUGAUCGCGAAUGCUGUCCAAGAACAAAAGGGUUUUAUUUUAACAAAUUACGGGAGAAAUUAUCAAUAUUUUUUUACCAGCAUAAAAUUCCAUUUUUUUUACUUUAAUUUUUUAAAUCGUGGAAGACUUAUUAUAUGUCAGAAAUAUUUAGGUAGGUUUCGAAUUUAAGAAAUAUUAUUAAUGUAUAAAUUGGACAAAAUCUAGGUUGGAGAUAGGUUGGACUUUAAUCUGUAUUGCUAUAACUGAUUUUUUCUGUGUGCUAAAUUUUGUCUUAAUGGGGUUUUCGACACUAACCGUUCAGACAAAACGUUAACAUGGAUUGUGAAGUGUGACUGUGGACUAAUAAAUUUAAGACUAAGUCCACAAACUUGUUUUUUACAUCACUAUCUAUUCCCUUGAAUUUUGUUAUCUACAUGCAAGCGCAUAUUAAUCUCACUAAUAAUCGCUAAUAAUCGCUGUUCGUAAUGUUUAGUUUCUUUUUUUUUAGUAAUGUAACGAUAUUUGUACUACUUUCCGCGCGUACCAACUUUGCCGCAUUCGCGCAAAAUGUUUUUUAUUGAACGAAAUUUAUUACAGAAUUACAAGCAACACGUUUUGCGCGUAAAUUAACACACUGAAACAUAUCAUUCUACAAUUAACAUAAAAUAAAAGCACCUAUUUUCUCUAAAACCCAGAAAUUUUCCCGUCAUUUGUAGAAGCAUCUCGAAUUGGGCUCAUACGUCCAUUUUUCUUUUGGGUGAAAUUAUUUUCACGCAAAUUGGAUUUCUUUGCUCGGCGAAAAUUAAUACACGCGAAAAUUGUGCGAAAAAGGUAUUUCAAACAUAAGUUGAUAUAGAUCAGUAGAGGUAGACAUGUUUUAUAUACAAAUGUACAAAGUGUGUCCUUGCAUAACAUUCUGAAGCUCUCUUGCGUAACCUACUCUGCUUGUCCUGUACAAGAUGUAAAUCAUUUUUAGAUUUUUUUGUUGUAUAUUCUAGCCAUAUUUUGAUAAUAAAUGCACUUUUAACAAUAUAAAAAAAUGAUUUGUAUAUUUUUUAGAGAAAGUAAUACAAAAUAUUUAAUUUCAAA